GGCUUGGCGGGAGGUUGAGAUUUCUUGUCCUUGAUUUCUCCUUUGAGAGAAGCUUGAGGAUCACCACUACUAGCAAAGUUGAUGCAAAAAGAAAGGAGGGCAGGAGACCAUCUCUCAGCCAUUGAAGGAUGGCCAUUGGAGUGGGACAUCCAAUCCUCUGACAUAGUCAAUCGGCAACAUUAUUCGAGCCCAUGACACAGUCAACCAGCCUCUUGCCUUCAGUAUUGGCUGACUCGUGAAUAACCCAAGAUUGUUUAAAUGGUCACAAUACAGGACCACGCCUGGAGAAAACGUCAAAUCUUUUCUGGGUUUUCUUUCGUCCAUAUAUAAAGAUCGAAGGCCGACAUAAUUUGAUCAACCUCGUGGGCCAAUUCCAGCACACAACUUCUCUCUCUCUCUCACUUCCUCUUUCGAGAGCCGCCACCCAGCAGACAGGAAAGAGGAAAACAUGGGCAAGAGACUCUAUGCUCUGCUCGGAAGAAACCCGAAGGCUCCCAAGCUGAAGACCCUGGCCAGCCUCGCCAUCGCCCGGAUCCCCAUACUGAAGAACCUGCACAGUGUCCGGUGUUCCCACGCCCGGUCUGACGUAGUCCAGCUACUCAACCUCGGACACCUAGACAGCGCUCUCCUUCGCGUUGAGCUUGUGAUCAGGGAGCAGAACAUGCUGGAUGUUCUUGUUAUGGUAGAAAAGUACUGCCAUCUCCUGAUAGAGGGAUUGCUGCUCGUUGAAAACAAUAGGGAAUGCCCUGAGGAGCUCAAUGAGGCCAUAUCUAGCUUGAUCUUUGCAGCUUCGAGAUGCAGAGAACUCCCAGAGCUCCAAGAGAUUCGAAUGAUCUUCAGCUCGAGAUAUGGGAAUGAAUUUGUUGCUCGUGCUAUUGAACUGAGAAACAAUUUCAGAGUGAAUCUUGAGAUGAUACAGAAGCUUUCAAAGAGACAAGCAAGCUUGGAAACAAGGAAAAAAUUGCUGAAGCAAAUUGCUUAUAACGGGAUCAAUCUCCAUCUUGACGACAAUGAUUAUACGACUGCAGUGGAGAAACAAGACAUGAAUAAAAAUGAUGAGCAGCUUAAGCCUAGUGAAGCUGCUAAGUUGAAUGAUACCAAGGCAGGCGUAUACGAGAAAGGAGGACUAGAGAGAAGUUUCUCUAGUUCAAGUUUGAACACAGAUGCUGAGGAUCUGUAUGAUGUAACCUGGACAGCAUAUGAUCUAGAUCGGACUGCAUCUCCGAGCGAUGAGGAAAUAGAUCUUGACCAAAGUGACGAGGAGACUGGGAAGAAUCAAAACAGCAUGCCAUGGUUGGAGCACCAUGGCCCGGGUUCAGAAAAGAAGUAUAAUGAAGUUGCAGAUUACAGCUUCUCAGAUACGAAGGGAUAUAAACCCCAUAGCGAAGCUGAUCUCUCGACAUAUUCUGUGGAAGGAAGAUCUGGUUUAGGAAAUACGCAUUACUUGAAAGGUGAAAAGAGCGUAUAUACACGGACCACAGCAUUCAAACGCAGAUAGGAGGCCAACUUCAAUUACUUACAGAAUAGAACACAGCUGGGACUAGGACAUAUGUGAAGCUUGAGACUUCUUCAAAGCUCACAACUUCUUCUCACUUUCCUUCUUUCAUUCAUUUGUUCAGACAUCGAGUGAUUGCAGCAGUGCAUUUUCUUGUACUUCACAGAUUUCCUUGCUCUUUCACAAGAGUGUUUUGAAGGGCUCUUCUGGCUAAAAGUCUUGGAAGCAGUAUACUCCAACCAUAAACCUCACUAGAAUCUGUUGCGCUUUUCUUUCUGUUUUAGUAACAGAGAAAAGGUGAGUAUGAAAAUACGAGUUAAAAACUA
Molecule: messenger RNA, 1821 nt
Organism: Rhododendron vialii
Lineage: Eukaryota; Viridiplantae; Streptophyta; Magnoliopsida; Ericales; Ericaceae
Exons: 6
Coding region: 449-1498 (349 amino acids)
Biological process (GO): protein transport
Source: RefSeq, a predicted model, not a curated record